Molecule: messenger RNA, 1715 nt
Organism: Musca domestica (house fly)
Lineage: Eukaryota; Metazoa; Arthropoda; Insecta; Diptera; Muscidae
Gene: BckdhB
Product: 2-oxoisovalerate dehydrogenase subunit beta, mitochondrial-like
Exons: 3
Coding region: 111-1208 (365 amino acids)
Biological process (GO): response to nutrient; branched-chain amino acid catabolic process
Molecular function (GO): catalytic activity
Source: RefSeq, a predicted model, not a curated record
UAAAAUAUUCUAACAUAUUGGUAACCCUUAUAACCUGUUGCAUAAGAAUGAAAUAGAGUGCUUUUAAACAAUCAGUCCCAUACUGCAAAAAACAUUUUUAAAACGAAAAAAUGAACAAAUACAGCAAAAAUUUGCUGACUUUUUUUAAAAACAUUAAAAAUCUUCCACUGACCCGUUCACACUUCACAUAUUUUCCUGACCGAAAUGUAAAAAAAGUAGCAUCACACGGAGUUCAGAAAAUGAACAUGUUCCAAGCUAUAAACAGUGCCAUGGAUCAUGCUUUGGAAGAGGACGGAAGUGCUUUACUUUUUGGUGAGGAUGUUGGCUUUGGUGGUGUUUUUAGAUGUUCAAUAAAUCUUCGUGAUAAGUAUGGGAAAGAUAGAGUUUUUAAUACUCCUUUGUGCGAACAAGGCAUAGCUGGGUUUGCUAUCGGUGUUGCGAAUACAGGGGCAACAGCAAUAGCGGAAAUACAAUUCGCUGACUAUAUAUUUCCAGCAUUUGACCAAAUUGUAAACGAAGCAGCAAAAUAUCGUUAUCGAAGUGGAGGCAUAUUCGAUUGUGGAUCUUUAACAUUCCGUGUGCCUUGUGGAGCUGUUGGUCAUGGCGCACUUUAUCAUAGUCAAAGCCCUGAAGCCUAUUUUGCACACACUCCUGGUUUAAAGGUUGUGGUUCCUCGAGGGCCAAUCAAAGCGAAAGGAUUGUUAUUGGCUUGCAUUAAAGAUAAAAACCCGUGUAUUGUUUUUGAGCCUAAAACUUUGUAUCGAGCUGCUGUUGAGCAAGUGCCCGUUGGAAGUUAUGUUUCCGAAAUUGGACAAGCAGAUAUUUUACGUAAAGGUAGUGAUAUUACACUCAUUGGUUGGGGUACGCAAGUUCACGUGUUGUUGGAGGUUGCCGAUUUGGCUAAAAAAGAGUUGAAUGUGGAUUGCGAGGUUAUUGAUUUGGUAACCAUUUUGCCAUGGGAUAGGGAGACAAUCGCAAACUCUGUAAAAAAAACUGGUCGUGUCGUUGUUUCUCACGAAGCUCCAUUAACACAGGGCUUUGGUUCGGAAAUUGCAGCCUAUAUCCAAGAUAAGUGUUUCCUGCACUUAGAAGCUCCAGUUAAACGUGUAACAGGAUGGGAUACACCAUUUCCUCAUGUAUUUGAACCAUUCUACCUACCAAACAAAUUACGAUGCCUUAGUGCAAUUAAGGAAUUGAUGAAUUAUUGAAUCAUGUUAAAAAUUUAACAAAUUUUAUUUUGUUAAGGUAACCGAUGCAUUUAUUUACAAAUAUACACUACGUUGGGAGCAAGUUGAGUUUAGGGGCUAUGCUCGGAUCAUUUUGAAAAUUUUACCGCAGGUAGGUAUUUGUAACCUGAUUACGGCAAUGAAAUGGGUAUCAUUUGAAAGCUUAUGAAAUUUAGGAAAAUUUGCAUUUUUGUAUGAGUACUUUUUGAAAAACCUAUAAAAACUCGAAAAUGGACCCAUUAUAGGGUCUUAAAAUCUAUACACUAUAUUAUAGCUAACACUAUUGCCUUUCCAAAAUGGUGUCAUAUGUGUUGAUAUCUUUUGUGGUUCCGUGGAUAUAAGAGAUAGAAUUCAUUAAAUUAUAUUUUUCUCCAGUCUAGAUGCAUUUGACUUUGACCUUUAUAGCUUUUUUAAGCAACCGGCCUUCGGCCGAGGCUUAAGAUUUUCUCCUCUGCGGUAUGUCCAACACCGGCUACGCGAUCCAUAGUU